GCAAGCGUCUCGUCUGCUGCUGCUGCGGCUGGUUCGCUCGUCGCGGAGUGCACGCACGCACUCGCACACGCACGCCACGACGACCCGCCGGCGGCACGCACGCACCGCAGCAACAUGGCGGCCGACCGACCGAAACGCCGCCGCUCCCCCCCGAAACCUGCUAUCCACCCACCUACCCGAGCGGCGUUCGCGUGCAGCUGCCUGCCUAUGCCGCCGCCGCCGCUAACCGAACGCGCUCCGUGACGCCGUGACGGCGGCAGCCCUUCGUCGCGGUCGCCGCGCCGCCACGGCCACCAGUUGUCAUCCAUGCCGUCGCCAGCGAGCACGCCGAGUGCGCAACGACGAAAACGCCGCCGCCGUGACCAUUAUCCGCUUCACCAACAACCAUACUACAAUCCUUAUCCCGGCGCCGUCAUAUCGCUACCGGCAGACACCACUACCACUUCGUUGUCACCUGUGGCCCUAGCCACCGCCGCCGCCGUAGCUUCGAACGCCGCCACCACGGCAUCGUCCACGGCGUCCGUUGUGGCCGCCGCAAUGGCGAUCGCUAACGAGACCAACAUCGAUCUGAUUAUGAUCAACAAGAUCAAGCAGCACCAAGUGCUUUACGACACGGACGAGGACCAGUACAAGUACAUCGACAAGAGGGACAAGGCGUGGAAGGAAGUGGCAGACGAACUUGGCAUGCCGGUUAACGAUGUCAAAUUGCGCUGGAAACGUUUACGUGAUAAUUUUCGAGUGUCCAUCAAACGCACCAAAGGUUUGAAUCUCAAACCCGGCCUACCGUUCGUCGAGGGCAAGCCUUGGAAGUAUCAAAAAGAGAUGGAAUUUCUCUUACCCUUUAUGCAAAUCGGAGGGUAUUCUCUGAAGAAAAUGCUGAACUUGGAACACUCGCCCACCCAGGACUACGCGGGCGUGUACGACGACAGCAAGACGGACGGGUCGUCCAGCCCGUACAACAACAUGUCGUACGACUACGACGAGAUGCCCGAGCCCCGGGUGGAAAUGAAAGAGAUGGCGGGCAACUACUCGAACGACGAGGGGGGCGUGGACGACGAGCUGCUGUACCCGGACGUGGAGAUCCUGAGCAACGGCAAGCACGAACCCCUGCACCGGGUGGCGAAGCGCGUCAAGCGGUCUGCGGAAGCCGCUGCCGCGGCGGCCGCCAAGGAGGCCGACUCGUCCGCCCAGCUCAAGCUCAACCAACACCACAUGAACCACUAUUACCAUAUACAACAGCAACAGCACAGCCACGCCAAGGUGCACCCCGUCGACCUGUUCUUCUACAGCAUGGCCGAGACGACCAAGGGCUUGCCCCAGGCGUACCAGGCGGAAAUCAAACGCCGCGUGCUCGAGAUCGUGAUCAAGGCCGAAGAAGAGAUGAACAAAAAUAAAAACUACGAAUGAAUGUGGUACAAUCGACAGUCGACAGUAUCCYCCUCGCUCUCUUACUCUCUCCUCUCUCUAUGAAUAAGCCUUUUCGCUUUUGUACCACUCUCUUUUUUAUACUUUAUGUAUUAUGAUAUUAUUAGCGUUUUUGAAGUCAUUAACUCGGAAUUUUUUGGUUGAGAUGUUGACCGUUUAUCGUUCUCAUAUUUAUUUUAAGAUCAAAUCGCUAAAUUUAUUAUUAUUAUUAUUAUAUGAUUAUUAUUUUGUUUUGUGAAUUCCAAUUAACGUUCCAACAAUGAAUUCCAACAUUACGUGUUGCAGUUAUCGAACGGUCGUUAUACGAUGUCCUGAAACGUCCAAUGCCAAUUAUUAUUAUUACACAUCACCUUAGAAUUAAGAGAUWAUUAUUUAUAUUAUUAUUUUUAGACUCGUGGAGAUAAAUGACGGGUAUAUAUUAUAUUUUUUAUACUUAAUAACGUGAAUGCUGGGAAGCACUCUAAAAGAAAGUUUUUGUAAUAUAAACAUUCCGAAUUUCGCCACCAAACUGGCUUUGUGAUAAUAAUAAUGUGUUAAAUAUUUAGUACCUAUGACCAUAUUACAAAAGUUAUGCAUUCCAUUGUAGUGUACUUAAUAAUUAUACAGUGUAUUUCAAUAUUAUUAGUGUAAGUCUGAAUACUUCAUACCUAUUAAGCUCAUGUAAAGAUAAUUAUAUAUAUUUUUGCUCAAACAUUCUUUGCCUAUACAGAGAAUGUAUGUACCAAUGUUUAGUGUACAAAAUUUACAUGUUAUGCAUAGAUUUAAUAAGUAAGAACACUAUUUAUACCAUGACAGACUUAUUAUAAUUGUUUUUUAUUAAUGUAUUAAUUUGUCAGAAAUUACAAUCAUUGUAAAUAAUAAUAA
Messenger RNA from Diuraphis noxia (Russian wheat aphid), 2289 nucleotides. RefSeq lists its product as uncharacterized. NCBI's taxonomy places the organism in Eukaryota, Metazoa, Arthropoda, Insecta, Hemiptera, Aphididae. Gene Ontology annotation, molecular function: DNA binding. The record is from RefSeq and is a predicted model, not a curated record.